AAUGGCAUUGCUCUUAUUACAUGUUUCUCCCUCUGCAACUCUCUCUCUCUCUCUCUCACUCACUCUCUCUCUAGAAUUCAUCGUCGGUUGCUUAUUUUUCUUGUGCCUUUCACCACUCUGCUUGUACUUUUCUUCGACUCAACUGGCCGGCCAUCACAUAAACACUAAAUUAUAUCAGCUUUCAUUAAUCUUUUUAUUGUUCUAUAUUCAUAUAAAACAAAACUUCAUUAAUUUCUUUAAUUUCCCUGAUGAUCAACUCUUGCAAUUACUUUGUAUGUUCUCCUUCUCGAUUGCAAUCUUUUUUCAGAUUCAUUUUGAUUAUCUUGUUUGUUUGUUUGUUUGGAAAAUCUGAAUCAUGAAUUGGGUUCUUUUAUUUCAAGUUAUUUUAGUUCUUAUUUUUGUUUAACCUUUUAGGCAUAGAAAUACAUAAUUUAUGGACAAUUCAAAAGCACGUCAACAGAAGAAGGGGAGUUUAAUCCCCCUAUCAUUGUGUAAUACUUUAUGGUCUCGUGAUAAGUCCAGUAAAGAUUCGCGAUCAUCUGAUGGAAGCUCAAUCAAGAUUGAUAAAGAUGACGGUAUCAACGUGCAGGUUGUUCUGCGUUGCAGGCCAUUGAGUGAAGAUGAAAAGAGGGCAAAAAUGCCAGUGGCAAUUUCUUGUAACGAGCAUAAGCGCGAAGUGUCUGUUAUUAAAAAUGCAGCUAAUAAGCACUUAGACAAAUCCUUUGUGUUUGAUAAAGUAUUUGGUCCAAAAUCCCAGCAGAAGGACUUGUACGAACAAGCCAUUGCUCCAAUAGUCAAUGAAGCUCUCGAGGGCUAUAAUUGCACUAUCUUCGCGUACGGUCAGACAGGAACGGGGAAAACUUACACCAUGGAGGGAGAAGGAAGAAAGCAAAAGAGCGGAGAAUUUCACAACGCUGUCGGCAUGAUUCCAAGAGUGGUCCAACAAAUUUUUGAUACUCUUGAAGCUCAAAAUACCGAAUAUAGCAUGAAAGUUACGUUUCUAGAGCUCUACAAUGAGGAAAUAACCGAUCUUCUGGUCCCUGAUGAAGUCUCAAAAUCCUUAGAUGACAAGUCAAGGAAGCCAAUAGCCCUCAUGGAAGAUGGCAAGGGAGCGGUUUUCGUGAGAGGCCUAGAAGAGCAAGUAGUGUGCACUGCAGAUGAAAUUUACAAAAUCUUAGAGGAAGGUUCGGGAAGAAAGCAUACUGCAGAUACUCUUCUGAACAAACAAAGUAACCGCUCUCACUCAAUAUUUUCGAUUACAAUUCAUACUAAAGAGUGUAGUAUAGAGGGAAUUGAGCUGAUCAAGUGUGGAAAACUGAAUCUUGUCGAUCUUGCUGGUGCGGAGAAUAUAUUACGCUCUGGUGCAAGAGAGGAAAGAGCGAGGAGGGAAGCUGGGGAGAUCAAUAAAAGCUUGCUUACACUUGGUCGUGUCAUUAAUGCCCUAGUUGAUCAGUCUGUACAUGUUCCAUACCGGGAUAGCAAAUUAACAAGGUUAUUGAGAGAUUCAUUAGGAGGAAAAACAAAGACAUGCAUAAUCGCUACAAUAUCACCAUCUAUCUACUGGUUGGAAGAAACACUCAGCACUCUAGAAUAUGCAUACCGUGCCAAAAACAUCAAAAACAGACCAGAAGUAAAUCAAAAGCUGAUAAAGUCCGAGCUGAUCAAAGAUCUGUACACAGAGAUAGACCGUCUUAAGCAAGAGUUAUGUGCUACAAGGGAGAAGAAUGGCAUCUACAUUCCACGGGACCAUUACAUGAAUGAAGAAGCUGCUAAGAAGGCAAUGGCUCAGAAAAUAGAGCGCAUGGAAAUUGAUUCAGGUUGUAAAAACAAGGCAAGUAUAAAUUUUUUCGGGACUUUACUCUUUUUAAGUCACAAAUUUCAGUAGUAUGUUGAUAAAUUUAUAUCGCAGCAACUAAUGGAGCUUCAGGAGCUUUACAUUAAUCAGCAACAGUUAGUUGAAGAACUAAGCGAAAAACUUGAAAUUACUCAGAGAGAAUUUGAACAAACUGGACAAGCAAUACUUGAUCUAGAAGAAAGAUAUAGCCAAUCAAAUGAAAAAAUUAAAGAAAAGGACUACCUGAUUUUUAAUCUACUAGGAUCCGAGAAAGCAAUGACUGAAAAAGCAUUUGAGCUUCAUGCUGAGCUCGGGAAUGCAGCAUCAGGGGUAUCCAGCUUGCUUGCAGACAUUGAUCGCAAAAGUAAAGUGGAAGGCAGGAACAGAGUUCUAAUCCAGAACUUUCGCUCUCAACUAGAUCAGCAGCUUGAAGUUUUACAUGAAACUGUUGCCGCUUCUGUAACAGAACAAGAACAGCAACUGAAAGUAAUAGAAGAAGACACACAAUUGUUUGUAUCUACAAAGGCCACGGCUACUGAACAACUUAAAGCACAGCUUGGAGGGCUUAAAUCCAUGUAUGGUUCUAGUAUAAAACAUUUGAAUGAUUUAGCAGGAGAACUUGACGGAAAAUCACAGUUAGCUUUUGAUAAUCUAAACUUGGAAAUAUCAAAUCAUUCCAGUUCCCACAUGAAUCUUUUUAGAAAUAUUGCUUCAGAGGCAGAUUCUUUAAUCAAUAAGCUACAAAAUAACCUCAAUAAUCAAGAGGAAAAGAUUGCUGUCUUUGCGCAACACCAGCAUGAGGCUCACUCCAGAACGUUGCAGAUGACUCAAUCGAUUUCCAGUACUAUACUGAAUUUCUUUGAGAGUUUAAGCUUGCAUUUUUCAAAAUUGACACUUUUAAUGGAAGAAGCGUGCACAGUGAAUGACCAGGAACUCCAUGCACUUGAAAAGAAGCUCGAGGAGUAUGCUGUUAACGAAGAAAGGCAACUAUUGGAUAAAGUGGCAGAGAUGUUAGCUACUUCAACUGCUAGGAAAAUAAAGCUGGUUCAAACAGAGGUUGAUGGCGUUCGAGGGAGUGCCGCCAACAGAAUCAACAAUCUACAUCAGGAAAUGUCCAACAUCCAAGAUUCGACUAAUUCUGUCCAAGAAGAGUGGGAAACUUACACACAAAAGAUUUACGCCCAAUAUAUUGAGGACAGUACUGUAGUGGAAAGCGUGAAUGAUGGCCUAGAAGGCGUUAGACAUUGCAUGGAAAAGGCAAAUAUGGUUGCUGAACAUUGGAGGAAUGCUAAAGACUCCCUUCUUAGUCUUCAGAGAAGAAAUGUCGAUUCUAUGAACUCCAUUGUCGAGGGUGGAGUGGAAGCCAAUCAAGUGAUCCGUGCUCGGUUUUCUUCUGUUGCCUUGUCAACAAUGGAAGAAGAAAUCGCGACAAACAAGAGUUUUCUUUCCUCCAUUGAGGAUUUACUGAAACUUGAUCAAGAUGCAAGCAAGAAAAUCAAUUCCUUGAUUGCGACUUGUCGUGAGGGAGUGAGAGAAAUGGAAAUCACUCACUCCCACAAAACCAUAGAAAUCAUACAAAAUGCAGAGAAAUCUCUGGUUAAUGAAUACAGGGUGGAUGAUCAGCACUCACCAUCAGCACCACAGAAGCAACCAUUUAAUUUACCAUGCCCAACAUCAAUUGAAGAACUCAAAACUCCUCCAUUUGAGGACUUGUUAAAGUCAUUCUGGGCCACUAGAUCUAAAAAUCAACAACUAAAUGGUGAUGUAAAUAAAUCAUUAGGAUUAUCCGAAGCUGCUCAAUCCUUCCACUCCGAAUUUUAUGUCCCUGCUACUAAGUAAGUAGAAGGAACAAAUACACAAGAACACAAACUCGGAAACAACCUAUCUACAUGUAGAGGUGAGACUACGUAUAUUUGACUAGGCCCCUACAGUGAUAGAAGUCUAGUGUAUUGGGAUUGAGACUGCCCUUUAGAAUACAUGAUGUGGAAGUAUAACCAUAUCUUUCUAGAUUUUUGUAAGAUCUAUCUAAAUAAUUGGCGCCGGCGAUGUUUUUCUUUUUAGUGUAAUAGUUUUGCUAAAAUUUUUUAUCUUGCAAAAAUGAAAAUUGCGACUUACCACCUUUGUAUUCUUCAAGAUAUGAAUUCAACACUAUUACACAUUUGACAUUGGAAGUGAACCUAGGUUGUUUGUGUAUCACUUGCAAAUUCAACUCUGAUUAUUAAUCUUGGUAUUAUUACAUGGAUAAUAGAUUUUUUUUAUUUAAUAAUUUUUUUUGAUAAAUAAUAAAAUUUUAUUAAAAAAGUAUUAAGAUGAUACAAUGGAAAAUAAUAGAAGAAGAAACGAAGAAUCUUUCAUUAUAUCAGUGUCAAAGUAUAUGAGAUUUGUGUCAUUCGUCUUUAAAGUACGAAAUUUUUUGUAUCAUUUUGAUCUUCAAAGUAUGUUGCUAGCGGUCUCACAUCUACUAGGAACCAUUAAUUUCUCUUUCAUUUUUUUUUUUCCUAUUCCCCCCACAUUUUAGAAAUUUUGAAUUGCAAUAAAUAAUGAUAAUUUUUUCUCAACACAAGAUUUUAAAAAGUUUAAAUAUAUAUAUAUAUAUAUAUUUAAAUUCCUCAAAAGAGAUUUUUUUUCCCCCUAGAAGGAUAACAACAUAUGAAUUGUGGAUAUAAAAUUAUAGUUUUGUUUUUAAACCUUCAUGUUGGAAUUUUUCCCCCCACAAUUUAUAUGCCACAUCAAUUUCAAACAAUAUAGCAAUAACAUUGCUAUUAAAAUCACACAAAUGACAUCCGGAUGACUUAGGUAAAUCAUAGGAAUAUUGUGUAAGUUAACUGGCAUUAUAAUUUAAAUGUCCAUAUGUAGGUGUAGAUGUCCCUUUCUCAAGCACUAUGGUUUGUAAAUGACAUUUGGAUGAACCAGCUAGGUUUCAUUUUUGGAAAUAAAAAUAUUUGGUCUCUAAAAUGUUUACAUCAUACAUAAUUUGUUUUUCAUCAAUAAUUCGUUACACGAAUAAAAAAAUAAUAUUGACAUUUAUUUUAUAUUGAAAUGCAUAAUUUUUCCUUUUUUUACAAACAUCUAUAUUAAAUAAGUCAUUUUAGUCUUACUAAAAGAGAAGUUGAUAUAACUAUCCCAAACUUAUGAAAUUUUACCAUGCUUGGUUCUAAAAAAAUUGAGUUCACUUUACA
This is a messenger RNA of Camellia sinensis, 5013 nucleotides long. Lineage: Eukaryota; Viridiplantae; Streptophyta; Magnoliopsida; Ericales; Theaceae. The record is from RefSeq and is a predicted model, not a curated record.